Molecule: messenger RNA, 724 nt
Organism: Raphanus sativus (radish)
Lineage: Eukaryota; Viridiplantae; Streptophyta; Magnoliopsida; Brassicales; Brassicaceae
Product: dehydration-responsive element-binding protein 1F-like
Exons: 1
Coding region: 79-696 (205 amino acids)
Biological process (GO): regulation of DNA-templated transcription
Molecular function (GO): DNA-binding transcription factor activity; DNA binding
Source: RefSeq, a predicted model, not a curated record
GUGAGAUAGUUUGGUUUUUAACAGUAUUUUCACUUUCUAGAAGUUAAGGCGGAGUUAUUUUUUUUUCUUCUUUUUCUAAUGGAUAAUAACGAUGAGAUAAUGCUGGCGGAGAUGACGCCGAAGAGGCGUGCGGGAAGGAGAGUGUUCAAGGAGACACGUCACCCAGUUUACAGAGGAAUACGGCGGAGGAACGGCGACAAAUGGGUCUGCGAAGUCCGAGAGCCGAUUCACCAACGCCGCAUUUGGCUCGGGACCUAUCCCACGGCCGAUAUGGCGGCGCGAGCUCACGACGUGGCGGCUCUUGCUCUGCGCGGGAGAUCCGCGUGUUUGAAUUUCGCCGACUCCGCAUGGCGGCUACCGGCGCCGGAAUCAACCGAUCCCGAUGUCAUCAGGAGAGUCGCGGCGGAAGCGGCGGAGAUGUUCAGGCCAACGGAAUACGAUAGUGGAAUUACGGUUCUGCCCUCUUACGGCGAUGAGGUGGACAUGGGUUUCGGUUCUGGUUCGGGAUCGGAGGAGAGGAAUUUGUAUGGAUAUGUGGAACAGGGAGAGGAAGAAGUUUCGACGACGAUGAUGAGGCUCGCGACGGAGCCGUUGAUGUCGCCGCCGCGAUCGUACAUGGAAGGCAUGACUUCUAGUUCUUACAUGGAAGAAGAGAUGUCUUACCAAGAUAUGUCACUGUGGAGUUACAACUACUAAGCGGGACGUAUACGCAUAUAUUUAAAUA